This is a messenger RNA of Arvicola amphibius (Eurasian water vole), 2656 nucleotides long. It is a transcript of the gene Fam168b, whose product is annotated as family with sequence similarity 168 member B. Bases 192 to 794 code for a protein of 200 amino acids. The transcript is spliced from 7 exons. The record is from RefSeq and is a predicted model, not a curated record. Lineage: Eukaryota; Metazoa; Chordata; Mammalia; Rodentia; Cricetidae.
UCGUGGGCUGCGGUGUCUGCGCAGCGUCGGCGGUAGCGCGGGCCGCGGCCAGGCGAGCGGGAGACAGCGCGGGCCUAGCGGUCGGCCGCGUCUGUGCGUCGUCUGGGCACUGCCCGUCGCCGAGCCACACGCCGUGCCGGCUCGGGCCGGCGCGCGCCGGUGCCGGAGGCGCAGGCCACCUUCUUGAAAUCAUGAAUCCUGUUUAUAGCCCUGGGUCUUCCGGGGUUCCCUAUGCAAAUGCCAAAGGAAUUGGAUAUCCAGCUGGUUUUCCUGUGGGCUACGCAGCAGCUCCUGCCUAUUCUCCUAACAUGUACCCUGGAGCAAAUCCUACCUUCCAAACAGGCUACACUCCUGGUACACCUUAUAAAGUGUCCUGUUCCCCAACCAGCGGAGCUGUGCCACCAUACUCCUCCUCCCCCAACCCCUACCAGACGGCCGUGUACCCAGUGAGAAGUGCCUAUCCCCAGCAGAGCCCGUAUGCCCAGUUGUCUCUGUUUUCCCCACAGCAAGGCACGUACUAUACACAGCCUCUGUAUGCAGCACCCCCUCAUGUCAUUCACCACACCACGGUGGUGCAGCCCAAUGGCAUGCCAGCAACUGUCUACCCUGCUCCCAUCCCUCCUCCUAGAGGCAGCGGGGUCACCAUGGGCAUGGUUGCUGGGACCACAAUGGCCAUGUCAGGUACCCUGUUGACUGCUCAUUCUCCAACUCCUGUCGCCCCUCACCCAGUCACUGUCCCCACAUACCGAGCCCCAGGAACACCCACCUACAGCUAUGUGCCCCCUCAGUGGUGAUUACCCUGCAAAUUAAUAUUUGAGGAUGGAGCUGUGCAGUCACUUCAUUGGGUUCCACAGCUGGUGCUGCAGGCCUUGUGCCUCCAACCAGGACUUUCUUCUUAAUGCUCUCUACACUUAGCUAAACACGACUGCAUCCCAGCCCAGCAGGUCCCAGCUCGCUAGUCUCCAACUAACUCUGGGUUGGUUUUAAAGCAAAUCCUGUUUUGUGGACUGCCUGGCAAUUUUUUUAGCUAACUGUAAUGAUAAAAAGGGAGUAUUGCUCUAUUCUGAAUCAUAUCUAGUUGAAUGCAUGUUUAUAAAAACAAACACAAAAAGCUUGCUCAAUCUACCUGCAGUGGCUAAUGCAAAACCAUCACAUGCAGAAUCCAAAGGACUGGACUGUGUUCUACAGCCUGUGCCACUCAUGCACUGUUGUCAUGUAUGCUGAGUCUCCAAGUUACACAUGUGCAAGUGAAUGUCCUCAAGAAGCAGCUAGAGUACUGAAGGGGAUUCUUGGGGUGAUGAGGGUUGCCAGGUAGGGACACAGACUUGUAGUUUUCAGCAACCUGUGUUUUUGGCGCUGAUGAACCUGGAGGGAGCUGCAGGGACUGGGAGAGAGUGAGUCUGUGGUGGCUCCAGAGCAGCAGCAGGUAUAGUAGGGUCCUUUCCUUCAUUUCAGCUGAAGUGUGGUCUGAGAAGCAGGGAUGUACUGAAGCCCACCAGGAAAUACGAGAGCUGGGAGCCAGUAGUGCUGGGAUAAAGAGUGGUCUGUGUGUCAGGAGAGCAGUGUCUCUGCCAUCUGAAUUUCCAUUGUGCAUCUUACAGGAUAUGUUCUGUGUAUCUGUUGGGACUGUUGGGAAAGUCCAGUGUAGAACUAAACUGUCUUCCCAGGAAGGAGGAUGUCAAAGAGGAAUGGCCACACUGAGGUGGUAUUGUCUUUUGUUUUAUUUCGCUUAGGGAAUCAUCCCUUUCUUUCCCCCUGAGAAAUAAUUGAGUCCCCUAAAAACACACAGGCACAGCUGUAUUCACCCGCAAAGAAGGGCAGAGAUGUCAGUGUGUGCUGUGGGGAGUGGUGUAUAUUUAAGACUGGUUAAAAAGGGAAUAAGUGUAUUUUAAGUUAGUUCCCAUGUUUCUUGUAGAGAAGCAGGGCUGAGAUUAUGUCUAAAAAUGUAGAAGUAACGUAGCUUGUCCCAGGGUCAUUUACCUGAUGACAACCUGUCCUUUUGUGUCUAGCUGGAGUGAGGCCUAGAAAGUCUGUAUAAAUGUCCUGUGAGCCUAUUUUGCCACCUUUUUCUGACAGCACUCAGAAUCAAGCAGAUGUGGAGAGUGGAAAGGGCCAGACAGUUUUGGGCUAUACUUGCCUGUCCAGAUGUGUUGUGGGAAAGAUUUUGAGUGUGUAAUCUGAGUAUGUACAUAAGAUAUCAAGAAGGUUCUUUUUGCCUGCAUAUGCCCAGCUUGAAUCUGUGAGAGUGUUUCUGUUCAGUGUGGGUCAGAAGGGCAGGACCUUUCUGGGGGCCAUCAAAUGGGGAUGUGUUUUGUUUUGUUCCCCCGUUGAAGUGUUGGGUUUUGGUUGGAAGGGGUGCUUGUCUCUGGCAGCAAGGUCAGGGCUUCCAAGUUGGUGUGGAGUUUGCCUCAUUAGCAAUCAGCUUGACUGGAGGGUGGUCAUCUGAACAUUGAGCCUUUGGAAACCUUAUUUUUAUAGUCGUGCUCUUCAUAAUUUGUUUCUAGCAUUUUAUUUUAUAAGAAGUUGUGGAAAAUUUCUGCAUGGAUCAGUGUAAACACAAGAGUUCUCAUUCCUAAUAUCCAUGAACAUAGAAUGUUUAUGGAUGAGUAUGUUUAAUUGCCUCAUGAGCACUUAACCGUGUGGGGUGUGUGUGUGU